This is a messenger RNA of Rotaria sordida, 477 nucleotides long. The record is from the annotation of a GenBank genome assembly. NCBI's taxonomy places the organism in Eukaryota, Metazoa, Rotifera, Eurotatoria, Philodinida, Philodinidae.
AUGGAAAUGCAAUCAUUACACUCACCACCUCCAUCAUCUGAAAUUGGACAACCUAAAAAACAGAUGCUGUCUAGAAAGAAAUCAUCUACAAAAACACCUGUUAAUAGUGAUUCAUCAAUAUUUGAUCUAACAAUUGAACAAUUAAGAGCAUUAAUGAAAUUAGAAGGAAAAGAUUUACUGGAAAAGUUAAAUUCAUCUACAUUUAAUGGUGUUAAAGGAAUAUUAGAAAAAUUAAAAGUUGAUGGCAAUAAAGGACUUGAUUCAAAUAAUCAAGAAGAUCUUGAACAACGUCGUGCAAUUUAUGGAAACAAUGAAAUACCACCAAAACCAAUGAAAUCAUUUUUAAGAUUAUGUUGGGAUGCACUUCAUGAUGUAUUAUUAGUUAUAUUAUUAAUGUGUGCUGCUGUUUCAAUGGGUCUUUUAUUUUAUAAACCACCUCAUCAAGGAGAUCAAGCUGUAGAAGAUGAACGUACGUAG